Messenger RNA from Engraulis encrasicolus (European anchovy), 1624 nucleotides. It is a transcript of the gene plcxd1.2, whose product is annotated as PI-PLC X domain-containing protein 1. Gene Ontology annotation, biological process: lipid metabolic process. Gene Ontology annotation, molecular function: phosphoric diester hydrolase activity. The transcript is spliced from 6 exons. The record is from RefSeq and is a predicted model, not a curated record. The coding region runs from base 492 to 1442 and encodes 316 amino acids. NCBI's taxonomy places the organism in Eukaryota, Metazoa, Chordata, Actinopteri, Clupeiformes, Engraulidae.
UACGCAGUAACAGGAUUGGGUUCCUCUGAAUGGCAGAAACCAACAGCACAGAUCCACAAUAUUGACGUCAUGAUUGUUGCGACCUGUGACUGUCUGAUCAAGCACAUUUCGCCGGCUCGGAUUUCUGUGAUCAACUCACUGAUAGGAUCUGACACGAAUUAGCCUAAUAAUGCAAUAGACUGCCUUUGGUUUUAGUAAGACAAUGCAGGGCUUUGGCACAAGACUGCAGCAGGUAUGCUAGUAAAAUGACAAAGAACCAGGAAAUGGUUCAGUUUUACACUUUAUCACGGGCGACACUGUAGCUUUUUUGUACACGCUCAGUUAUUGACUGCAAGCGAAUGCCGACAGCUCCUUGGGACGACGGAAAGUGAGUCGAACUUUACGAAGUUAAUUUGUUGGCCAGUUGUGUUCAAAAGGUACGUUUCCAUAGUCUGCACAAAACUGCAGCUGGAGUUGAAACUUAUCUGAUCACUAUCCGUCCGUGGCAACGUAUGGAUUUGAGCGCAAAUGAUUCCAAGUACUGCGACUGGAUGUCAACGUUGUCCGAAAAGCUAUGGGACAUACCCUUGACAAACCUCGCCAUCCCAGGCAGUCAUGAUACCAUGAGUUAUUGUCUUGACACCAGUUCACCGUUGGUUCGGUCGGAGUCGGACACUUUCAGGGUUCUGGACGGCCUCUUCUACUGCUUCACGCGACCUGUCAUUUACAGAUGGGCCACGACACAGGAGAAAGGCGUAAUAGAGCAACUGAAAGAAGGGAUCCGCUACUUCGACUUGAGGAUAGCCCACAAACCUCGUGACAAAACAGAUGACCUGUACUUCACACACGUCAUAUAUACAUAUGUUACAGUCAUGGAAACAUUACAAGAAAUGUCCAGUUGGCUUGACGCUCACCCGAAGGAGGUUGUCAUCUUGGCUCUCAGGCACUUUGAAGGUCUGAACGAGAAACUCCACGAAGCGUUCAUUUAUUCUCUCAAGCGAACGUUUGCCUCAAAACUCUGCCCUCGCACGGAGUCUACUCUGACCUUGCGUAGGCUGUGGAGUCUGAAGCAUCAGGUGAUCCUGUCCUAUGAUGACCAGGCUGCCGCUCGACACGAUGACCUCUGGCCAGCCAUCCCCUACCUGUGGGCCAACAAGCCCAGCGCAGAGGGCCUCAUACACUACCUGGAGUGGCAGAAGUCACUCGGUCGCCCAGAUGGCUUCUUUGUCGCGGGCCUGAACCUGACGGCGGAUCGCUGUUUCAUCACGUCGCACCUGAAGGAGUCUCUGCGCUCGCUGAGCCUGGCCAACUGGGUCGAGGUGAGGGAGUGGCUAGGAGUCCAGAGGCCUGGGCAGGAGCGCAGCUGCCUCAACAUCAUUGCCGGAGACUUUGUAGGCCUCAUCCCCUUCUGCAGCCAGAUCAUCGCCCUCAACGAAAAACUGAUCAGAAGCCCAACGUCUUAAUGUGACUGGCUCAGAAGCGCAAAAAGGAAACAUAUUUGCCUUAACCAGAAAUUUGUUCGUCCCUCUUUUUUUGUUUGUGAUGUUUCGGGUCAACAGACCUAACUCAAGUGUUUCCCUUCCUCAGACGUGUAAAAAAAGAGGCAUCAACGAAUUCCUGGUUGAAGUGGACUUUUUCCCUCUUU